AUCUAUUUCCACAAUUCCCCGGGACGUGUAAAUGUCCUACUUCAAUUCGUUUGAGUGUAUUGUUGUAUUAUAGUUUUGCUAAAUUCUUUUCUAUUUUUAUUCAACUUAGCUUUUAUUUGUGUAGUUUUUUAUUCACUUAAAUGCAUUGUGGGUAGUCCAUCAUGCGUAGGCUAUAUGACAAAUACACUAACUAAUAACGAAAGCUGAAGUUCACGGUUUCACGUAAUCCAUAGCCCUUCUCAUACGGGCUAUAUAUAUAUACAUGUGUCAAAGUCAACCCCUGUAGGUGUGAUCGCGUCGUCAGUCGUAUUCGUCAGAGAUGGGACCGCUACAUAAAGUGGCGCAACAGACGUGAUGACAGAAACUCGUCCCUCGCUCUACUGCUGCGGUCAAAACAAAACUGACUGCGGUUGGUCCGGCGGAUGAUGAAUGAGGAGAGGUUUGAUAAUCCCAUUUACAGCAGCUGCCUUGGUCCAAUGGGCUUCGCCGAAGGAGACCGGGAAUCCUUACGGAAACCAUGCAACCGAACUCACCUCUCAGGGUCUGAAUGCGUCAGAAGACACUACAUACUACUGCUGUGUGUGGUAGUAGUGGGGUGUACUGUGGCUGUCAUAAGUCUGUUUGCCCAGAAAAACAAUCAAAUUGCACAGAGACAGCAGUCAAAUAUUGAAACCUCCGCGGCAGAGAGAGAAGAGAUUAAGUCUCUGAAAUCAGAGGACUACAGCGUUCUUCUAAAUAUGAUUUUAAAGCAGGAAGGGUGGAGGUAUAUCAACUCCAGUUUGUACUACAUCUCUACUGAGACCAAGUCCUGGGGUGAGAGCAGACCUUACUGCCAACGGAAGGGAUUGGACCUGGUGACCAUAAACAGCAAAGACGAAGAGGACUUUCUCCUUGAAGUGGUCCGUGCUAAGAAUUUGGAUGUAGCCUGGAUUGGUUUGUCUCCCAACAACACAAAGGAGAUGUCAACACGGGUGAAGAGAGGUGUGGGGCCAGAGGAAGGUGCUCAGGACGAGGACUGUGCUAAGCUUACGCUAUAUGAGACACCUGCAGUGAAAGAAGUAACCGGGAGACAAUGUGGGACACAAAAAUACUGUAUUUGUGAAAAAUACCUGGAUGUCAAAAAGUGAGGGAACAACUGCUAGCUUCAGCUUUUCUUUUUAAAUGGAGGGAACAACUGCUAGCUUCAGCUUUUCUUUUUAAAUGGAGGGAACAACUGCUAGCUUCAGCUUUUAUUUUUAAAUGGAGGGAACAACUGCUAGCUUCAGCUGUUCUUUUUAAAAAUGGAGGGAACUGCUAGCUUCCGCUUUUCUUUUUAAAUGGAGGGAACAACUGCUAGCUUCAGCUUUUCUUUUUAAAAAUGGAGGGAACAACUGCUAGCUUCAGCUUUUCUUUUUAAAAAGGGAGGGAACAACUGCUAGCUUCAGCUUUUCUUUUUAAAAAGGGAGGGAACAACUGCUAGCUUCAGCUUUUCUUUUUAAAAAGGGAGGGAACAACUGCUAGCUUCAGCUUUUCUUUUUAAAUGGAGGGAACAACUGCUAGCUUCAACGUUUCUUUUUAAAUGGAGGGAACAACCGCUAGCUUCAACGUUUCUUUUUAAAUGGAGGGAACAACUGCUAGCUUCAACGUUUCUUUUUAAAUGGAGGGAACAACUGCUAGCUUCAACGUUUCUUUUUUUAAAUGGAGGGAACAACUGCAUUUUCCAAGAAGCAACUGUUAGUCAUUCCAGUCAGGUUGGUGAGGGUUUUACCCUGAGAUACACAUAUGCAACAUAUAUUAAGGAAAGUUCCAUGGGUAGUUUUCUGUGGUAGGAAAACCCCCCUGCAUUGUUCCAAUACGCAAAAGCACUUUCAGUCAAUAAGCUUUCCAUUUUAGCCAGACAGUUUUCAACUGAAGUCAAUGGGCAGAUGGAUAAAAACAUUUUUUUUAUAUUUUUUUUCAAGUAAACAAAUAUUUCACAUGAAUUUCUCGUAAAAACAACAUUUAGUAAAACAUUGUGUUUAGACGGGGGGCUGACACAGCAGGGUAGGAACACACACCGUACACACACACACACCUUACACACACACACACACACACACACCAUACACACACACACACACACCAUACACACACCAUACACACACCAUACACACACCAUACACACACACCAUACACACACACACACCAUACACACACACACACACAUACACACCAUACACACACACCAUACACACACACACCAUACACACACACACCAUACACACACACACCAUACACACACACACCAUACACACAUACACACCAUACACACACACACACCAUACACACACCCCUUCAGCCUCUCAUUGGUAAAGGGGUGAAGGACAAUCAGCCUCCAUCAAUGUUUGACUAAAUGUUUUUUGUUUGACAUGAAAUUUUUCUUUAAAAAAACAACAUUGAUUAAAAAAUAAAUCUGUCCAUUGACUUCAGUUAACUAGCUAACUGGCUAAAUCUGGCACACAAACUGCAAUGUUCAAAUGAAAUUAAAUGUAGUGUAGUUUAUGCUACAAGGGUAGGCAACCCUGGUGGGUUGGAUUUAGCCAAUCACAGGGCUAAGAUAUAUUUGUAUUAGUCCCUGUUAUAGUCCAGGAACAGGGUUACCUUCCCCUGUUCCAUGUACAGAAGAGAAUGUGAGGUAUUAUAAAAUAAUACCAGUUUUAUUUUUUAUUUUUUUUCAUACUGUAAGUAAAAAUCAUUUAUUCUAAUUCUUUACUAUACUAUUGUCCUGUGACACCAAAAGUCUGAAUGUGAUUUAAUAUUGGGGAGGCAGGUAGCCUGGUGGCUAGGGGAGGCAGGUAGCCUGGUGGCUAGGGGAGGCAGGUAGCCUGGUGGCUAGGGGAGGCAGGU
Oncorhynchus masou masou (cherry salmon) is the source of this 2865-nucleotide messenger RNA. Its product is annotated as C-type lectin domain family 4 member F-like. The record is from RefSeq and is a predicted model, not a curated record. The transcript is spliced from 5 exons. NCBI's taxonomy places the organism in Eukaryota, Metazoa, Chordata, Actinopteri, Salmoniformes, Salmonidae. Bases 423 to 1127 code for a protein of 234 amino acids.